Molecule: messenger RNA, 462 nt
Organism: Microthlaspi erraticum
Lineage: Eukaryota; Viridiplantae; Streptophyta; Magnoliopsida; Brassicales; Brassicaceae
Source: the annotation of a GenBank genome assembly
AUGUUGACUACCUUUGAAGGUCUAAGUUUCCUCUUUGUUGAUGAUGAGGGCACGAAGAUGCAUGCUUUCGUGGACAGAGAAGAUCAGAAACGGAGAUUCAGGGGACUACUUCAUGAAGAAGAUUGGAGGAGCAUAACUGGUUUCAAAGUCCAGUUAGUUAAUACAGAGAUUCGAUUGACCAAACAGAGGAAAGAAAUUGUUCUCACGCGUGAUACCCAAGUUUCUAACUCUGAGUGCUUUAAUGGUUUCAUUCCUCUGGAUCUUAUUCCAUUUGGAGAUGUUUAUCGUUCAGCUGUUCAAGACGGAACAUCUUUCCUUAGAGGUGGUAUAAACGUUGAAAGUGUGCAGGGUAUCUCUACUUUUGAUUUUCAUCCAACCGGUCACUUAGAGGUGGAACACUUCGAAAAUAUAUUCCUUCAUCCCACAUCCGAUGAUAGUGACGUUGAACUCAUGGAUGGUUGA